AUGUCACCACCACACACUGAAACGACCACUGCUCUUCACCGCCGCUCUUCCGCCUCUUCCAAAGUUCAGUACGAACGCAACUACGUUCCCCCAACGUUCACCAUAAAACAAAUUCGCUCAGCUAUUCCAUCCCAUUGCUUCGAGCGUUCGACUCUGCGUUCAUUUUCUUAUGUCAUCAACGAUCUCAUAGCGGUUGCCAUCCUCUUUUACAUUGCCACAUAUAUCGAUACGCAUCUCCCUGUUUAUCUCAGAUAUGUUGCGUGGCCCUUGUAUUGGUUUUGGGCAGGAGCAUUUGCUACUGGCCUUUGGGUCAUCGCUCACGAGUGUGGCCAUCAAGGAUUCAGUGAUUCAAAGACUGUUUGUAACGUUGUUGGAUUCGUAUUGCAUUCGGCCCUCCUAGUACCUUAUUAUGCAUGGAGAUUGACUCAUUCGAGACAUCAUAAGCAUACCGGAGACAUAUAUAAAGACGAAGUAUUCGUACCGAAAACGAGAAGCCAGUUGGGAUUACCGAAAAAAGAUAGCGAGCAGGACAAGGAAAGAACGAGGAAAAGAAUGGAGGGAGGGCUCUCUGAAGACAUACCGAUAAUUCAAUUGGCAAGUCUGAUAGGACAACAGUUAAUCGGAUGGCCCUUGUACUUGACGCUGAAUGUUUCAGGAAGAAAAUAUCCGGGAUGGGCCAAUCAUUUUAUUCCCACCUCGGCCAUAUUCGAACCCAAGCAUUACGUACCUGUUGUGCUUUCGGAUAUCGGUCUCGCAGUGACGUUAUCAGUGUUGGGAUAUUUUACGUAUACAUAUUCGUUCAUGACUGUCGUAAAAUAUUACGUGAUGCCCUAUCUGGUGGUCAACCAUUGGUUGGUAAUGAUCACUUUUCUUCAACACACUGAUCCCCAAUUGCCUCAUUAUAGAGGAGAACUCUGGGAUUUUAUUAAAGGAGCUACGUGUACAAUUGAUCGUCAUUUUGGGAUCCUGGAUAGCAUAUUCCACCGAAUCACAUCGACACAUGUCGCCCAUCAUUUCUUUUCGACCAUGCCCCAUUACCAUGCCGAAGAAGCCACUAAACAUCUUGCGCAAGUCCUCGGUUCGUACUACCUCUUUGAUGAUACGCCCAUGUUCAAGGCUCUUUGGAGGAGCAUCCGCGAGUGUCGGUUCAUUGAAGAUGAAGGAGAAGUUUUAUUUUUUAAUAAAUAG
Paraglomus brasilianum is the source of this 1188-nucleotide messenger RNA. The record is from the annotation of a GenBank genome assembly. Lineage: Eukaryota; Fungi; Glomeromycota; Glomeromycetes; Paraglomerales; Paraglomeraceae.